AUGGCGGUGUCGGGAACGGAAGCUGCGACGACGGAGCCUGAGGAGCUCGAGGGAGAGCCGCGCUGGUCCAGCAUCCGCUAUGCGCCGCAUCCGUGUCCUGCGCAAUGGUCGCGCGCUAUUGACGAGAAACUGAUGCUGCUGGUGACGCAGUCCACAGCCAGUGGAGAGAGGUUCCCUGUCGGUGUCAAUUGGCUGGAAGUUUCUCGAGUGGUGCGGCGUUCUCCUGUAGACUGCGUGAAGCGCUACGCCUUUCUACACGAUGCUCGAGAGCGAUAUAGCUCUCUGGAAGGAGAGCAUAAAGUGGAGAUGAAAACAGAAGCAGAAGAGGAGACUGGAAGGCUCGAAGAGGAGAUAGAGGGAGCGCUGUUAGACGAGUAUCUGGAGGAGCAAACGUCGCUCAGCGACUUUGGGACGCCCGUAGCCUCGCCAAAGCUGCAGUCGCUCGACACAUCUGGAGAAUUUGUGGGGAGCGCACCGACAUCUCCCCGAUCUCCUCCACCGUUUGCAGUGGCAAGACCUACUGUUGUUAGGCAACCAGGAGCUGUUAUGCCUGGAGGAAGUCCGUUCAGAUGGGAGAGUCUGGUGAAUGACCCGAAUUAUACAGCGCCCGUACUCAACUCGCCGCCGAGUCUACGUCACAAACAGAGCUUUCAAGGUCGUUUUGGACUCGAAGACGACGAAGCCAAAGUGCUGUCUUCGGCGUCGUCACCAAGACUGUCUCCGCGAGGAUUCAUUUCACCCCCAGAAUCACAGGCUGAGAUUGGCGAAAUGGGAGCUGAUCCAAACUACUCUGCUACAGUUCUCACGCAUGCUUUCAAGGGGCUGAAAUUGGGGGUACCGCUCGGUUCACCACCGUUAGGUUCGCCUCUCAUCGGCUCUCCUCGCCUAAGUCGAAAGAUUUCCAACUCAGAGUACCCCUUCUUGAAGGAAGAAGACAUGUCUGCUCGUCAGUCUGCAGCGAGCAGCGCAAACAGUUUCCGUGGUGUUGGAGGAGCGGACGCUCGAGCUGCAGCAGCUCCAUUUUUGAAUGACGCGUACGGGUCGGCACCAGAUAAACGGAGUUCGCCUCGCUCGACAACGCCCUCACCGGGAAUGCGAAGAUCGGGUCUAGGAUGGUCAUCUUUGCACUUAUCGCCACAGAGGUCCCAGCAGUCAUUUUCAUCACGUAACUCACCAGCGCCUUUUUCCAACUCCACCAAUCGCGGUGCUCGUUCUCGCUCUCCGAGGUAUGACAACUACCCGGCACGAGUGUUUGGAGUUCUUGAUCGAGACAAUGAAGGGCGUAUCGGCGUUAGUCAAAUCCUACAGGGGCUUAGACUACUCGGCCUACCAGCGACGCACAACCAGAUCUCCGACUACGUCUAUCUCAUUCAUGAGGGUCGGCACAACUCAAUCGAUCUCGAAGAAUGGGAAAUACUAACAAUCAUAUCAGCUGAACAUGAGCCCAUUCCAGAUGAUGACCCCUAUCUUGAGGAAAUCCAGAAUCGAAUCGAGGGAAUGUUUGAGAGAGCACAAGCAACAGCAGCCUUACGAUGGGCACCUGAAUCUGGAAAUAAUCAAUUUGAGAACGAAGCAGGCCACUCCAGAUCGGAUCGUUUUCUGAAACGAGCAGCUAAUGUCGUCUACAGUCUUCGGGCCUCUCUGUUUCCGCUCGUACACCAAGCUGAGACCACUCUCCGAGAAAUUCAGCAGCGGCAUGGCUCGAAGUUGUCACUGUUUCUUCCUCCACAAGACAUGGCUACGAUAGCGCAACAUUCAGAUGUGCUCGCAACGGCCAUUUUGGACGACAUCCUACUGGACACGGUGCAGUUGCUUAACGAGGACGACAGACAACAGUCUUACCACCGGCUAGAAGCUCACCACGCCGAUCAACUUGACGAUAUAUUGGCUCGCAUUCACGAGAUCAAACGAGAGGAGGACAGCAUGAUUCAUCAAGGACUGGCACUUGGCUAUCAAACCCAAGGUGUAAAAUGCAAUCUUCCGACUGCGUCACCGCAACAAACGUUGUUUGCAGAAACGACGGUGGGAACUUCAAUCCUACAAGGUAAACGUCUCCAGUCCAUCGAGCGGAAAAGACACAAGUUUCAACACCACCGCCGUCUUGUGGAAUCGUCCCUCGCUGAGACUGGAAUGACGCAAUAUGCAGUCAUUGAAAUACUGGAGGAAAUGCUGCUGGGCGAUCUGAUCGAGGAGACCACAACAGAACUCAACAACACCCUUAUCUCUCUGUCGGACACAUUGCUGACCAAUUUGCUGUGA
Messenger RNA from Phytophthora nicotianae INRA-310, 2259 nucleotides. RefSeq lists its product as hypothetical. Bases 1 to 2259 code for a protein of 752 amino acids. NCBI's taxonomy places the organism in Eukaryota, Oomycota, Peronosporomycetes, Peronosporales, Peronosporaceae. The record is from RefSeq and is a predicted model, not a curated record. The transcript is spliced from 12 exons.